AUGGAGAAAGUGUAUGAUGCUAUCGUGGUGGGAGCUGGAAUUCAGGGAAGCUCAACAGCUUAUAACCUUGUCAAAAAUGGCCAGCAUACCAUGCUCCUUGAACAGUUUCCUCUCCCGCAUUCCCGGGGAAGUUCCCACGGGCAAAGUAGGAUUAUACGGAAAGCCUACGGGAGUGAGGGGUAUCACUACACGGAAAUGAUGCCGGAGGCUUUCCGACAGUGGAAGACGCUAGAACAAGAGACUGGAAUCACUUUAUUCAAGCAGACUGGCAUCCUUUUUUGCGGAACGGAUGGAGAAACUUUUAUGACUGAUGUACUCAAGUCGUUACAUAAGAAUUCCAUGCCGUACACUUCGUUGGAUUCAAAAGACUUACCGGAGAAGUAUCCAAUGCUGUGUUACCCCCCAGACUCUAUAGGAAUAGAGGACCCUUCAGGAGGAGUGUUGUUUUCAAACAAAGCGCUAGUGGCAUUCCAGAGUGAAUUUAUUAAGCAUGGAGGCGCCUUGUGUGACAAUGAGUCGUUAGUUGAUAUAAUCCCGGGUGAUAUUGUGACAGUAAAAACAAGCAAGGGCAGAUAUAAAAGCCGGAACCUGGUCCUGACAGUUGGACCCUGGGCAACCAAACUACUCCCUCGCCUUGGUAUCCAUUUACCAUUAAAGGCAUUGCGAGUCAGCGUGUUUUACUGGAAGGAGAAAAUUCCAGGAACCUACAGCGUGGAAAAGUUCCCGGUCGUGAUUCAGGAGCAUGGCACUUCAAACAACCAUUUUUACGGAUUGCCUUGCCUGGAAUAUCCAGGCUUGUUCAAGUUCUGUUGCCAUCAUGGACCGGAAGUUGAUCCCGACAAACGAGAUGACGUAGACUCGUCCUGGGUACUUGAGAAGACAAAGGCAUGCAUAUCGAAGCAAUUCCCUCUUUUGGAGCCUAUUCCCGCUAUCACGGAAUCUUGUAUAUAUACAGUGACGCCGGACAAUAACUACGUGUUAGAUAGACACCCAGACAUGAGCAAUGUGAUCAUCGGAGCAGGAUUUUCUGGACACGGAUUCAAGUUGGCACCGGUAGUAGGGAAGUUACUGUGUGAACUCGUAAUGCACAAGACAUCAUCUUACAAUAUGUCUCAUUAUAAAAUCAAACGAUUUUACAAUUCGUCAAAACUAUAA
This is a messenger RNA of Ylistrum balloti, 1155 nucleotides long. RefSeq names its product peroxisomal sarcosine oxidase-like. The transcript is spliced from 8 exons. Gene Ontology annotation, molecular function: flavin adenine dinucleotide binding; L-pipecolate oxidase activity; sarcosine oxidase activity. NCBI's taxonomy places the organism in Eukaryota, Metazoa, Mollusca, Bivalvia, Pectinida, Pectinidae. The record is from RefSeq and is a predicted model, not a curated record. Gene Ontology annotation, cellular component: peroxisome. The coding region runs from base 1 to 1155 and encodes 384 amino acids.